This is a messenger RNA of Exophiala bonariae, 3597 nucleotides long. RefSeq lists its product as uncharacterized. Gene Ontology annotation, molecular function: protein binding. The transcript has 3 exons. Gene Ontology annotation, cellular component: Cul4-RING E3 ubiquitin ligase complex; cytoplasm. Bases 1 to 3597 code for a protein of 1198 amino acids. The record is from RefSeq and is a predicted model, not a curated record. NCBI's taxonomy places the organism in Eukaryota, Fungi, Ascomycota, Eurotiomycetes, Chaetothyriales, Herpotrichiellaceae.
AUGGGUGACAAUUUUGAUAUCCGACUGCUGAAGCGGUCACUAGGAGGCUUCAAGAGACACCACGCUGUCAAUUCCUUGUACGGGCAUACUGCGUGGGCCGAGGAUCUAGACAUCGUUAAUGAGCUCGGUGCUCACACUGGCUGCGUCAAUGCUCUGAGUUGGUCGACGAGUGGCAAUCUGCUCGCUUCCGGCUCUGAUGAUACCUAUCUCAAUAUCUGGGAUUACAAUCCCUCCGGCCUCCCAAACACCUUCUCCCUCAAUACCAGUGUUUCCACCGGCCACCGGGCCAAUAUCUUCUCCGUCAAAUUCAUGCCCCAUUCUGCUGAUCGAACCGUUGUGACUUGUGCCGGGGAUUCUGAAGUGCGUGUUUUUGAUCUCGAAUACGGUGGUUCCACACAAGCCGAUCCAUCUCAAUCCGCCUUCUCCGCCGGCACAAGAAGUAGGAGGUUCAACAGCUUUUUCCGUCACGCCAGGUGGCUCAACGAGGCCAAUACCAAUGCUCGGGUAUACCGAAGUCAUGCGGAUCGUGCCAAACGGAUCGUGACGGAAUCAAGUCCCUACCUGUUCUUGACUUGUUCAGAAGACGGUGAGGUGCGUCAGUGGGACUUGAGACAACCAUCAAGCGCCUAUCCCCCACCCAGGGGUGGGCGAGGUUUUGCAAGAUUCCGUGGAGUUUCAGACCCUGACGCAGGCGACACACCACCGCCACUCAUAUCCUACAAGAGAUAUGGUCUAGAUCUGAACAGCAUCUCCUGUGCAGCCAGCCAGCCUCAAUAUAUCGCGCUUGGUGGUGCCCAUCUGCACUGUUUCCUGCAUGAUCGGCGUAUGCUAGGCCGAGACGUCGAAUACGAAGCUGGUCGACCCGCUGGCCGGAAACCCGUGGUCGGGACCAUGGAAGAUGAGGCGAUGUCUACAGCAACCAAGUGUGUUCGAAGAUUCGCGCCCAAUCAUCAACGGAGGAUGACUGGACGAAAUAGUGGCCAUAUCACAGCCUGCAAAAUCAGUGAUGCUAACCCGAAUGACAUGAUUGCCUCCUGGUCAGGUGAUUCAAUUUACAGUUUCGAUAUCGUCAAAUCUCCAGAUGCAAGAGACGAAGAUCGUCGGCAGGAUCAAGCAUUCCAAGCUCUUCGGCGUCGGGACCUUUCGGACCGUAAGAGGAAAAGAGAAAGGGGAAAUGCUUCAUCCAGUAGCCUGAACAAUGCAAGAUACCCUAGUAGACGCCUGCGAAGAGUGCCAGACGAUCAGUCAGAGAAUGGCCAGACCGCUCUGAUGGCGACUUUUGACACAACAGAAGUGCAAGGGUUACCCCUCGGUUCGACACGAUCGAUCGGUACUCCUGAAUCGACAUUACAUGAUGAUCUAGCCCUGGCUGAAAUCCAGCAAUGCAGUCAACGGAUUGCUAGUGCCAUCGUCCGACUGAGAAAAACCCUUUUUGAUUUUUCAUCCAUGAUGCGGGAAGAUGUGGCAAUGACCAUGGAGAACUCCAUGGAAUUGACUCCAUACGGAGCAGCCUUCACUGCAGCUCUGGGGCAAUGUGUAUCUCUCCUUCCACAGAUGGAUGAGAUCAUUCGCAACUGGACCUAUCCCGUUAAUCCCACAGAGGAGGAUGUCAUCAUACAGAACACGCUCCGAAGAAACCGUCAAGCAACCUGGCGAUUUGUACAGGCUUCUGGGUGUUUGGCUAAGACACUUGGUGGACGGCUUCAGACUCUCAGUGCAGCUCCUGAUGUGCAUCUCGCUAAUUUUGAUCAAAUCAAACUCUCACUCCAUGAGGGAAAGAACAUCUCUGAAAGGUCGCAGUUUGGCUAUGACUUCUUGAAGGCAAUUCUAUUGUGGCUCGAUGGUGGUCAGGAUGCUGUUCUACAAGGCUUCAGGAGACCUGCAAACGUAAGUGCCGAAAGCUCCCGCUUCCCAAUAGAUCAAGACGACACCAUAGCGACCUUUGUGCCAAAGCUACAGUCAUAUCUGUUGCGCUUAGCCGAUGAAGACACUCCUAUCCUUGAUAUUGAUGCCAAUCGAUUCGAAAGAGAUGUGACAAGAUCAGUAUUUGAAAGUGAGAAAUCUGCUGUCAUGGCCUUUGUGAGGGCGCUUUCAGGAAUCAAACUGGAAGAAAGACAAGGUAUGUCUGAAAAUGCGAUUGACCUCUCAGGUUCCAGUACUACUGUUCGCCUCAUGGACAAGGGUGCAGCCGCGAGAUUUUGGGGCGUCAAAAUCGGCCGAUCUCUGCUCCUACGUGCUGCACUGGGCGUGACGUUUGACUUUGUCAACCGAGCCUUUGGUGGCCUACCGGAGCAAAUCACAGGCGGCUCCACUGAUCAGUCCGAAGAAGACAUCACCUUGGAAGAGGACGAAGAGGAUGAUCGCGUACUAGAAGCAAUCGAGAUUGUGACAACCACAAGUGCUGCAGAAGCUUCACUUGAGGAGCCCUCACAAUUGCCGACAGCUACUCAUGAUGAUGCUGGAAGUCCUCUUAUUUCAGGACUGUCGACUGGUAACACUGCUGCAAUCCCGACUGAAGACGCGCACCCAGACGAGGAUGAUGACCAAGAAGAUGACGAAGACGAUGGUGGUAGUGACAGACUCGGUAGUGACGGGGAUAGUUCUGAUGAGAGAAAUUCCGACUCUGAUUCGGACGACGAUGACGACGAUGGCCCACAGCAGUUCUUUCUUCGCCGUCGUCCAGGAUUUACUAGAUCUCACGAACGUGCGUCAGUCAAUCUGGAUGUCCCAUACUCCUCUCACACCAAAGUCUACAAGGGACAUUGCAACAGCCGCACGAUCAAGGACGUCAACUACUACGGCUUGAAUGACGAGUACAUUGUGAGUGGCUCUGAUGAUGGCCACUUUUUUAUCUGGGACCGCAAGACCAUGGGGAUAGUCAAUAUCCUGGAAGGUGAUGGCGAAAUUGUCAACGUUGUACAAGGCCACCCUUACGAGCCCAUGAUUGCAUGCAGUGGUAUUGAUAACACGGUCAAGAUUUUCGGCAUCGGUGGCGAGAGUCGAGAACGUGAGAACGCUAAACGUGGAAUUGACGUUGCAAAUCCUGGAGGAACUACUCAUAGUUCACUUCGUUUCGGUCGCCGAAGACCAACCAGACGCGUGAGGCAUGGUGAUGACGACGAUACAGACGAAGCCGGUGAAGACGAAAACGUACGUGCACGAGGACUGACGAGUUGCCGUGCAAUGCAUCGCCGCGAUGAAAUCGUCGGUCAGAAUUCUGCGGAGCAACGACAUAGUGCAAGCAACGAAUUCGUGAUGAACCAUUUCGCUGACAUCUCUGGUGUCAUGCAGGAGGGCAUGCUUGCCAGGUUUGCCAUCGCAUUACAACGAGGCCAAAUCGAGGUGAUUGGUGGGCAAGCCGUUGCUGGUCAGGAGGGAGGCAUUGUUGUGGAUGACAAUUGUUUGGUAUGGCCAUCAAUCCGCCUAAUCUACACCAUAGCUCAUGCUGACUCACGAUGGGGCACAGCUCAUGUAACUUCAUUCAACAUCUCCCACACCACGACUAUGGUAGAGAAUCGAUGGCCAAAUGCUUAUACGUGGAAGAUCUCGAAUAAUGGGGAUUUCCCGAAUCUCGCAUCGGAAAUUCCCAAUAUGUGA